Molecule: messenger RNA, 2137 nt
Organism: Owenia fusiformis
Lineage: Eukaryota; Metazoa; Annelida; Polychaeta; Sabellida; Oweniidae
Source: the annotation of a GenBank genome assembly
UAUUAUUAGAAAGAUCAGAUUGAUUGAUCAUUUUCGAAUUGAACUAAAUUGAAAUUUGAGCUAUUCUGGUACUCAAUAUUUUUUUAUUUUGAAAGGGACAGUGUCAACAGUUCACAAGUUCCCCUGUCAUUUAGGUAUUUGUCUUUUAGUGCCGUAAGAACAUAUGGCUUCAAAGUGAAAUGCUUUCAAUAGUCAAAAGCUAUCUGGAUUAUUAAGAUGUUUUUUGAUGAACUAUUGUUCUUGGCUGGGUCAUUUAACCUAUAUCAGGCAAUUAUCAUAAUCGGGGGGCAUUUCUUGGAAUACAUUAGCGCAUGGCAGAAUCUGAACGCUGCGUUCAUCGCAGGAGAGCCGCGGCAUUGGUGUUCCGUCCCAGAAAUCGACAAUCUCGGAUUGUCCCAUGGGCUACGAAUGAACCUGACUACCCCGAUUGAAGAAAAAGAUGGACGGACUUUCUUCAGUAGUUGCAAAGUGUAUGAUAGGAACUACACCGGUAUAACAGGGGACAACUAUCUUGAUAUCCUUGGCUGGAAUACCACUAAGACCAGAGAUUGUGAUGCGUUUGUCUACAGCAAGGAGCUGUACGUUUCCACAAUCGCUACCGAGUGGGACCUUGUAUGUGGACAAAAAUGGAUCAAAGCGACAAUUCAAUCCAUUUUCUUUGUUGGACGACUGAUUGGCGCAGUAUUCUGGGGAUUCAUAGCUGAUAGGUUUGGCAGAAAGAAGGUUUACAUUAUUACGUUACUGGGUACCAUGAUUAUUUCUAUCAGCUCGGCUUUCUACCCUGAAAUCAUAUCCUACACAGUGUCUCGUUUCCUCACAGCGUUUUUCAUCACCGGUGUCACACAGACCUUUUACGUUAUAUUGAUGGAACUGGUCGGGCCUAAAUACAGGGUCGCUACGGGUAUCAUUUACUUCGGGGGUUGGACGAUGGGGAUGGUGUCACUAUCAGGACUGGCGUAUGCGGUGCGGGAGUGGCGUAAACUACAGCUGGUCAUCUCUGUCCCUUCAGUUAUCAUGUUGAUUUUUGUUUGGCUAUUACCCGAGUCACCAAGAUGGUCAAGGCAAAACAACAAAGAAGAGGACGCAAAGGAGGUUAUCAAGACCAUCGCCAAAGUAAACAAAACGACUGAAAAACUCCCAGAAAACUUUACAAUAGAUCUUGAGAAAGGAAAGGCGGCCAAGGGAAAUUUUAUAGCAUUGUUUAGUACCCCGAACAUACGGAAAAGAACCUUAAUUCUUUGUUAUGUAUGGUUUGCCAACAGUCUCGUCUACUAUGGUCUGUCCUUGAACACAUCCAACCUCGGCGGCAACCCCUACAUCAACUUUUUCAUAUCUGGCGCCGUAGAGAUCGUCGCUAAGGUUUUUGUAAUAUCUGGCUUCAUGUACAUUGGGAGACGCUUGCCUUUUUCUUUUGCUAUGCUGUUUGGAGGUGUCUGUCUCAUUGCUACCAUAGCGGUACCUGUAGAUCAGAAUGUUAUCAUUGUUGUGUUGUCAAUGGCUGGAAAGCUUGCUAUUGCGGCAUCAUUUGAUAUGGCAUGGAUUUACUCUGCUGAAGUCUAUCCUACCCCACUGAGAGCAUCGGGAGUGGGCUGCAACUCUAUGGCUGCCAGAGUAGCAGGAAUCAUCUCAGCAUAUGUCGGUCUGUUGGGUGACGUAAACAGGGUAUUGCCGUAUCUUGUAUUGGGCAUCGUGUCGUUAAUCUCUGGGGUCCUAGUGCUAUUUCUACCCGAGACUAGGGGGAUGUCGCUCCCUGAAACCAUAGAGGAGGGAGAACAGUUCGGGCAGGGCCAGAGGUUCUUCGCCUGCACUGGUAACCCUGAACCUGACGACCUUAAGAAAGAACGCGACAUUGGGAAAGAGAACGAGGCAAUGCAUGGUGUUGGCCAAGAGAAUGGUGCAGUUUACAAUAGAGGGAAAGAGAAUAUGGGAUUUGAUCAUGAAAAUCAACAUGUAGAGAAGUCGAAACCAACUGCAGAAAUGAUCAAUUUAAACAGACUUUGAUAACCCUCAAAAUUAUAAAGUAUCAAAAGUAUCCUGAAAACUAUCAUGACUAUCUUGAAGACGAUUAUAAUUUUGAUUGUUGGCAUUCAUAGUCCUAAACUAACUUUUACAAUAAACGACUGUACUUAAAAUGGAA